Molecule: messenger RNA, 2649 nt
Organism: Lycium ferocissimum
Lineage: Eukaryota; Viridiplantae; Streptophyta; Magnoliopsida; Solanales; Solanaceae
Exons: 2
Coding region: 1-2649 (882 amino acids)
Molecular function (GO): nucleic acid binding
Source: RefSeq, a predicted model, not a curated record
AUGGUACGGCCGGAUCUCACUUCUGCCUAUCAUUCUAACCAAGCUGGCCAUGCCACCGAAUAUUGCAUAAACUCGAGACACAAAUUACAGGACAUGAUUGACAAUCGUGAGCUCAUCUUAGAGCCAACACCUCCAAAUGUGGACACAAAUCCGCUCCCAAAGCAUGGAGGGAACCAAAUUCACAUGAUAGAGAGAGGUGAUGAGUGGGAAGAAAGCCCAACUAUAAUUCGUCCAGAUGUUGAAGGAUUAGAGAGCAUUGUCGCCUCAUUGUCACUACAAGAGCGAGAAGAAGUGGUAGACCCUCUGACAAAGGGAUCUGAGAUAUCUGCCAUAGCCAAAAGAGAACCUUUCGUGCUCAAGUACUCCUCAACAGUUGCUCGAGUUCACAACGAACCGUUCAUACUCAGAACAUCAGGAUCAAUUGAGAAUGAACCCUUUGUGAUCAAACCACCGCACCAAAUGAUGAUCAACAAAGAUAAAGAAAUAGUUGUUGUGGUUCAGGGUAUGACCAGGUCAGGAAGGUGUUAUGCCCCAGAAGAACCUGUGCCCGAAGCGCCUCGUCGCGAAAACCCUCAGAAGAAACCAAUAACUGAAGGUGAAGCUGAAAAUUUCUGGAGGCAAAUGCCGGUCAAGGAUUAUUCGAUUGUUGAGCACCUGCAUAAAACUCCUGCUAGGAUAUCGGUAAUGUCACUACUACUCAGUUCAUCCCAACAUCGUUUGGCCUUGAUGAAAGCCUUGGAUGAAGUCCAAGUACCUGCCGGCACCACAAGCGAAACAUUGGCCGAAAUUGUGGGGUAUGUUGUGCGAGCUCAUAGGUUGUCAUUCUCUGACGAUGAAUUACCAAGGGAGGGGAAGUCCCACAAUAAAGCCCUGCACAUAACAGUCAAAUGCCGUGACAAAAUUAUUCCACAAGUACUGAUUGAUGGGGGAGCUGGGCUGAAUGUAUGCCCUGUGACGACUCUGAAACAGCUCGGAUAUGAUAUUGGUAAAAUCCGCCAGAGUCGGACCAACGUAAAAGCUUAUGAUGGUGCAACCAGCGACCCGAUUGGAGAAAUAGAUUUACACAUACAAAUAGGCCCCGCGGAGUUCGUAGUGGAGUUUGUCAUCAUGGACAUCAAAACAAGCUAUAACCUAUUGUUGGGCCGACCUUGGUUGCACGCCGCCGGAGUUGUAGCAUCUUCGUUACACCAAUCUCUCAAAUUCAUAUGGGAUGAUCAAGAAGUCAUGAUUCACGGCAAAGGAAGUGUCCACAAUUAUCCAGAUAACUCUGUGCCAGUCAUAGAGAGAUCACUAGCGGGCGCUGAUUUUCACACUGUUGAGCUAGCCAUGAUAGGUUGUAGGGGAGAUGAUGAAGAUAUCCCUAUGCCACUGGUCUACAAGAUGGUUGCUACAACUAUGAUGAGGAAUGGGUUUGAACCCGGGAAAGGUCUGGGAAAGAACUUACAAGGAAUCAGAGAACCAGUAAGUAUCAAACACGGGAAGUACCGGUUUGGGGUUGGAUACAAGCCAUGUCAAGCAGAAGAAGAGGAAGCAGAGUAUGGACCGAGAGGUCCCGUUGAAAUGAGAAAACCAUUCCCUCAUCUCUACCAAUCCUUCACUACAUGCCCAUUGAGCCACAACGGCGAAGAUCCAGAAGAGGGUUUGAGGACGCUGCUUUGGGAAGGAGAAUGCGCAGCCAUCAUUGAAGAAUGCUUUGAAGCAUUAGAGAUUCGCCCUGCUGAACCAGGAGAGACAAUAUGUGGAUGGACUUCUACCCCGUUGUUCACUCUGCGUAAUAAUACAGAGGCCACAAAUAAUGUCAUGACAUGUUACAAAGCAAGUGAAAAUGACGAUGAACAAAAUGACGAUCAAGAGGAAGAGAUAACUGAACCGGAAGGGUUGAUAGAUGUCGAAGAAGAAUAUGAGAACAGACCCACGCCAAACCUAGAGGAAACAGAAGCAGUUAAUCUAGGAAGUGAGGAGUUGGUGCGGGAGACUAGAAUAAGUGUGCACUUGACGGAAGCUGAGAAAGAAGGGUACCGGAGCCUACUGAAAGAGUAUGAAGAUGUUUUCGCUUGGUCAUAUGCCGAUAUGCCAGGUCUGAGUACGAAUAUUGUUGCCCAUAGGUUUCCAAUCCUCGAAGGGUUCACCCUAGUGAAACAAAAAUUCAGGCAGCCUAAGCCCGAUGUCAGCAUUCGAAUUAAAGAAGAAGUAGAAAAACAGAUUCAGUCAGGGGUCGUUGAGGUGACACCAUACCCGACAUGGUUAGCGAACAUAGUUCCGGUACCAAAGAAAGAUGGGAAAAUAAGGAUUUGUGUGGAUUAUCGUGAUCUCAACCGCGCUAGCCCAAAGGAUAAUUUCCCGCUCCCAAAUAUUCACAUACUCAUUGAUAACUGCGCCAAGCAUGAGGUACAAUCUUUUGUGGAUUGCUACGCAGGCUAUCAUCAGAUAUUGAUGGAUGAAGAAGAUGCUCAAAAAAUGGCAUUCAUCACACCGUGGGGAGUGUAUCAUUAUCGGGUAAUGCCUUUCGGACUCAAGAAUGCCGGCGCUACUUACAUGAGGGCGAUGACCGUUGUCUUUCAUGAUAUGAUGCACAAAGAAAUUGAGGUGUAUGUGGAUGACGUCGUCAUCAAAUCCCGAAUAGGUGAGGACCACCUUGAACAUUUAUAG